AUGUGGAAGUACGGCAAUGUGUUCCAGUGCACCAACCCUUUGAUUCAAAGCUUCAGGAUAUACAACUACUAUUGCUGGUACUGUCUCUUUGAUACCUGGAAUGACCGGAUGGAAGACUUAGACAAGUGCUGCAGGUUUCGUGCCGACUGCUAUGCUCAGGGCAAUAAAAUGAAAAACUGUACCUUCCGCUUAGGCGACCCGAAAACGACCUCCUACUCAUACUCGUGUUCUGGAGCUGUGGUCACAUGUAGUGAUGAAAAUGAUGCCUGUGAGGACAUCAUCUGCAACUGUGACCGCCAGGCUGCCAUCUGCUUCUCCAAGAGUUCUGAAAACAAGGGCCUUGUUGGAGGUUAUU
Cricetulus griseus (Chinese hamster) is the source of this 355-nucleotide messenger RNA. NCBI's taxonomy places the organism in Eukaryota, Metazoa, Chordata, Mammalia, Rodentia, Cricetidae. The record is from RefSeq and is a predicted model, not a curated record.